Molecule: messenger RNA, 5374 nt
Organism: Erythranthe guttata (spotted monkey flower)
Lineage: Eukaryota; Viridiplantae; Streptophyta; Magnoliopsida; Lamiales; Phrymaceae
Product: G-type lectin S-receptor-like serine/threonine-protein kinase At1g11300
Biological process (GO): protein phosphorylation; recognition of pollen
Cellular component (GO): plasma membrane
Molecular function (GO): ATP binding; protein serine/threonine kinase activity
Source: RefSeq, a predicted model, not a curated record
GCUUACAUGUUUAUUUAAUCAAUGAUGAUGUUCUUCAGUAUCGUUCAACUUUUUAUUCUCCAAUCCAUUUUCCUUUAUUCGAGUUUCUUCUGCUUAGAAACAGACACCAUUUCACCCGGUUUAUCGAUCAGAGACCCAGACACCAUCGUAUCCAACCGCCACCUCUUCAGACUGGGCUUCUUCACCCCCGAGGCCGGCAACACCACCCACCGCUACUUGGCCGUCUUCUACAACUUCUCUGAAACCACCGUUGUAUGGGUCGCCAACCGAGAAAAACCCCUCGUCAACGAUUCUUCCGGCGUCGUCAAGAUCGCCGAUGACGGCAACCUCGUGCUCCUCAACUCCAAAAACCAAACCGUCUGGUCCACCAACGCCGCCGCCGCCGCCACAACGAAUACCACCACCGCUCAGAUUACGGACAGUGGAAACCUCGUCCUGCGGGACAAUGCAACAGGAGCCACAAUAUGGGAAUCCUUUUCACACCCUUCGAAUGUUUACCUGCCAACUAUGAAAAUAAGCAAAAACAUAAACACGGGUGAAAAGGUGGUCUUGUCGUCGUGGAGAAAUGAUCGGUCCGAUCCUAGAUUAGGAAGCUUCACUUCCGGGAUCAAAGUUUUGAAUAUCCCACAAAUUUUCAUUUGGAAAAACGGCCGCCCGCAUUGGAGGAGCGGCCCGUGGAACGGCCGGAUUUUUAUGGGUAUAAAAGAGAUGUACUCACUCUACCUGAAUACUGCAAGCAUAAAGAACGACAGCGACGGAACUUUCUACUUCACCGUUCCCGACCGGUGGAGGCUUCUAUCCAUGGUUGUCCUCAAUUCUUCUGGUACUUUGGUGCAAACCUUUUACAAUGACCAGAAGAUGAGUUGGGAUGUUGCAGCCAUGAAUCCUUCAACCGUGUGCGACCUUUACGGCACGUGCGGCGCGUUUGGAAUCUGCCACACUCAAUACUCGCCUGUUUGUUCUUGUCUGAAAGGGUUUGAGCCCACGAACAUGGCGGAAUGGGGGAGAGGGAAUUGGACUAGUGGUUGCCGGAGAAUAAAUCUAUUACAGUGUACUCAUCGGAAUAAUGAUACUGGUGGAGGAAAAAGUGGAGAUGGGUUUUUGAGGCUCAAGUUUGUGAAUGUUCCGGAUUUUGCUCAACAGUAUUAUUCGGCUACAAGGAAAGAAGAAUGCCGUGCCAGGUGUUUGAUGAAUUGCUCGUGCAUAGCUUAUGCACAUGAUCCUAACAUAGGCUGCAUGUUUUGGAGCAACACUACUUCUCUUAUCGACAUUCAGAAGUUCAAUCGCAUCGGUGUUGAUCUUUACCUUCGUCUGUCCGCUUCUGAUUUCGAAGACAAGAAAUUGUUCAUAAUAAUAUCGGUCGUGGUUGUUGUUGUUGUUGUUGUUUUCAUCAUCUUCAUUGCUUGGUACUGGAUGGUUAAGGCGAAAGGGAAGAAGAUAAAUGUGAAGAAGAAGAAUGAUGAAGCAGGGCUAAUAACAUACUCGUCGGAUUCAACUGAAAUGGCACUCAAAGAUGAAUCAAGGAUAGUUAAUAUGAAGGAUUUGCUAUUAUUCACUUUUGAGAUGCUUGCAAAUGCAACCGAUCAAUUUCACGAUAAAAACCUUCUGGGGAAGGGUGGUUUUGGUCCCGUUUACAAAGGAAACUUAGCAGAUGGGAAUCAUGAAAUAGCUGUGAAGAGACUGUCAGCGGCAUCUGGACAAGGAGUGAAGGAAUUCAUGAAUGAAGUGAUUGUGAUUUGCAAACUCCAACAUAGGAAUCUUGUCAGAUUGCUCGGAUGUUGUGUAGAUAAAGCAGAGAAGAUGCUCAUCUAUGAAUACUUGCCCAAUAAAAGCUUGGAUAUUUAUCUCUUUGGUUCAUCACGAAGUAUUUUAGAUUGGAAGAAACGUUUCAAUAUUAUCGAAGGCAUUGGGCGAGGACUCCUAUAUCUGCAUAGGGACUCAAGACUUAGAAUAAUUCACAGAGACCUCAAGCCGAGUAAUGUAUUGCUCGAUGAGGAUUGGAACCCUAAAAUCUCCGAUUUUGGGAUGGCUAGAAUAUUCGGAGGCGAUCAAGAUCAUGGAAAUACUGCAAGAGUUGUUGGAACAUAUGGAUAUAUGGCACCAGAAUACGCGAUGGAAGGAAGAUUUUCGGAAAAAUCGGAUGUGUACAGCUUUGGUGUACUGAUGUUAGAGAUAGUGAAAGGAGAGAAGAACACACACUAUUACAAUCAAGAAUUGUCUUUGAGCCUUUUAGGAUGUGCAUGGAAAUUGUGGAGUGAAGACAAUGGAUUGGCUUUUGCCGAUAAAAGCAUAGCAAUUCCGGAUUUUAAGGAAGAUAUCAUAAGAUGUAUUCAGAUAGCAUUAUUGUGUGUCCAAGAAUUUCCGAAAGAUAGACCCUCCAUUCAAACUGUACUGUCAAUGCUCAGCCGUGAAAUAGUGGAUCUGCCGCCACCGGAGCAGCCAGUCUUUGCUGAAAAGUGGACCGGAUCAACUCAGCCUUCAACUCAAGUUGGAUUUUCCAUUAACGAGCUCACUGUCAGUGCGCUCGACGGCCGACUGACUAGAGAGUUGACCUUCACUCUCACCAAUUCUGGAUAUAUAUUAUAUACACACAAACAAGCAUCACCCAACCAACCAACAAACUUCAAUUUUUUCAAACCACCGCUACAUUUAAUGCUACCAGUGGCGGCUGCCGGCGGCAAAACAGCAACUCUUCACGCCGAUCAAUCAACGAUGACCACUACGAAAUUCCGUCAUCUGUUUCUUCUUCAAUUCUUUUUCUUCGUUUUUUCUUCCUUUCCUUUUCUGGGUUUUUCGUUAGAAACAGACACAAUAUCGGCCGGUAUAUCCAUCGGAGAUUCCGACACCAUAGUAUCCGGUCGGAACGUAUUCAAACUGGGGUUCUUCACACCCGAUCAAAACUCCACCAACCGCUACUUGGGUGUCUUCUACGCUGUUUCUGAAGCAACCGUGAUCUGGGUUGCUAACAGAGACAAACCCCUCAACGAUUCCUCCGGCUCCGUAACUAUCUCCGACGACGGCAACCUCGUACUCCUCGACGGCCGAAACCAAACCCUCUGGUCGACUAACGUCACAUCCUCCUCUGCGGCGAACGCCACCGUUCAAAUCCAGGACACCGGGAAUAUUCUCCUCCGCGACGGAGCGACGGGGGCCACGGUGUGGGACUCCUUCUCAAACCCAUCGAAUGUUUUCAUGCCGACGAUGAAGAUUAUCGACAACACAAACACCGGCAAGAAGGUGGUCAUAUCGGCCUGGAAAAACGGAUCCGACCCGGAACUGGGUACCUUCACGGCGGGUCUGGAAGCGUUGAACAUCCCGCAGAUCUUCACCUGGAACAACGGCCGCCCCCACUGGCGGAGCGGCCCCUGGAACGGCCAGAUUCUCAUCGGGGUGCAGGACAUGUACUCGCCGUACCUGGACGGGUUCAGCGUGGUCAACGAUACCACCUCCGGCGAUGUCUACUUCACCGCACCUCCGGCGGAUUUUCUGAUGAAGAUCGGCCUGGAUUCUUCUGGAAUGUUACUGCAGACACUGUGGGAUGAUCAGAAGAAGAGUUGGGAUGUUACGUGGUCGGCUCCUCAAACUCGAUGCGAUGUUUACGGAACGUGCGGCCCCUUCGGGAGCUGCGAUAUUCGGGGUUCGCCUAUUUGUUCGUGUUUGCGAGGGUUCGAGCCGACGAAUACAGAGGAAUGGGGGAAUGGGAAUUGGACUAGUGGCUGCCGUAGAAGGAAUCAAUUGCGGUGCGAUCAAAGCAAUAACACAAAUGGAGAUGGGUUUAUUAGGCUGCAGUAUAUGAAGGUUCCGGAUUUCGCGGAACAGUUUUCGUCGAGGGAAGAAGACGAAUGUAGAACUCGAUGUUUGGGGAAUUGUUCUUGCAUUGCUUACGCGCAUGAUCUUAAAAUCGGUUGUAUGUUCUGGAGCGGCAGUUUGAUCGAUGUUCAGCAGUUUAACGGUGUCGGUACCGAUCUUUAUAUUCGUCUGCCGUCUUCUGAAUUAGAUCACCACAAAGACAAGAAGCUGUAUAUCAUAAUCCCGAUAGUGGCGGGGUUUUUUUGUAUAUCGGUUUUGAUCUUCGUCGGCUGGUGCUGGUUGGUUAAGAAGAAAGGGGCUAAAAAAACAAAAGAGACGAAGGUUUUCGAAGCAGGGCAAACAUUUUCAUCGGAUUCAACUUCAAUCGUACUCAAAGACGAAUCGGAGAAAGUUAAUAUUGAAGAGUUGCCGUUGUUCACUUUCGAGACGCUAGCAAACGCAACGGAUCAGUUCCACGAAAACAAUCUUCUUGGAAGAGGUGGCUUCGGUCAUGUUUACAAGGGAAAUCUGGGAAACGGGAAAGAAAUAGCGGUGAAGAGGCUUUCAGCGGCAUCGGGACAAGGAAUGGAAGAGUUCAUGAAUGAAGUGAUUGUGAUCUCAAAGCUGCAACAUAGGAAUCUUGUCAGAUUGCACGGAUGCUGUGUCGAGAAAGAAGAGAAGAUGCUCGUUUACGAAUACAUGCCUAAUAAAAGCUUGGACGUUUGUCUAUUCGAUUCGACACAUCCAUCACAGAAGGAUUUAGAUUGGACGAAACGAUUUAGUAUUAUCGAAGGAAUUGGGCGAGGCCUCCUAUAUCUGCAUAGGGACUCUAGACUUAGAAUAAUUCACAGAGACCUCAAGCCGAGUAACGUAUUGCUCGACGAGGAUUGGAACCCUAAAAUCUCCGAUUUUGGGAUGGCUAGAAUUUUCGGAGGCAAUCAAGAUCAUGGAAAUACUGCCAGAGUUGUUGGAACAUAUGGAUAUAUGGCACCAGAAUACGCGAUGGAAGGUAGAUUUUCGGAAAAAUCGGAUGUAUACAGCUUUGGUGUACUGAUGUUAGAGAUAGUGAAAGGAGAGAAGAACACACACUACUACAAUCAAGAAUUGUCUUUGAGCCUUUUAGGAUGUGCAUGGAAAAUGUGGAGAGAAGACAAUGGAUUGAGUUUUGCUGAUAAAAGCAUAGCAAUUCCGGAUUUGAAGGAAGAAAUUAUCAGAUGCAUUCAGAUAGCAUUAUUGUGUGUGCAAGAAUUUCCGAAAGAUAGACCCUCCAUUCAAACUGUACUGUCAAUGCUCAGCCGUGAAAUUCUGGAGCUGCCGCCGCCGGAGCAGCCACUCUUUGCAGAGAAGUGGACCGGGUCGACUCAGCCUUCAACUCAAGUUGGACACUCUGUCAACGAGCUCACUGUCACUGUGCUUGAUGGCAGAUGACGUGGGACUCAUUAGUCAUUACAAUGUGAUUGAAAUGUAACAUUUUAUAUAUAUACAUGUUUUUUUGUCUUUUUGCUUUGCCUUUUAUUUACACGUGUGUGAUUACUCUGUUUUAUAAAAAUAAAAUUUAUUUGGAGUAUUGGAUCCAAUUUAAUUA